AUGACCUAUUUAUUCGUAGCAAAUAGACUUAGAAACAGUAACUUGUUCAGUGUAUUUACUCCUGAGAUAAAGCAAAGAAAUUACUAUAAAGAAACACAUUCAUAUCGAUUAAAACGGAAACGUGCAGGGUCGGGAGGGCAAAAUAGGGUCGUGCGGAUAAGAGGAAACAACUCGGGUCAAAAGGAGGUGCGGUCCGUAUCCAGCCAGACGGAAGGGACAGUGACCAUUAUCACUGUUGGCAACCCAGCCUACCCCAGUAAUGUCGUCGGUGUGAGACAGCAACAACAGCAGCAGCAGCAACAACAACAAGUCCCACACAGCAACAGAUCCAGUCAGCUUAGUCUCACACCAUCAUCAAGAACGAGUAUCGCCAACUCGAGAUCACUGAGUGACAGACCAGUCAGCCCGACAUCAACCCUGGAUAGAGCAUCUCUAAACAGCGCACUCACACUGAACAGCAGCUCAGUACUUCCGCCUGAGCCACUUCGAGAUGGUGUUCAGCACUUCUGCGAGAAACACAUGGACACAAUCAGGAAGUUUAUCAGCAGUCUUUCCGCUAGGAUUCCCCUACCAGCCAAAUGCAGCAUUGUGGACGGCAGACAUAAGCGCUAUGUUCGUCUCAAUUUCCAGUGUGGAAUAAAGGGGACAAAUUGUUUAUAUGGGAAGCAGUUUUUCAUCCUAAACACCAAGCUUCCAAAGACCUGGAUCCAUCUCAUGUUCCUGGCUGUCCAGGCCCAGUCAGCCUCGGCGUUAAGCCAGCAGGAUUUAAGUGUGAGCAGCCUUAAACAUUGCUGGGAUGCGCUCUACCCGGAGAAAGGAAACAGUGGCUAUAUCACACUUGUCACCUCAUCCUUCCCAUCAGCAAAGGACCAGGAUGCCUUGCUUCAGGAGCUCCAUGGUGACCGAUACUUUGAUGUGUUCGAGUUUAACGCCCCUCGCAAGUACUGGGCCUGCUUCAUGUGUAACCACCCGAAGAAAAUGUCUGAGCUGAUGCCUGAUGGAAGUCCAGUCAUUGCUGGUCAGUUGAAUGAGAAGAAAGGGCGCUGGAAGUUUCUGAAGCGGUGGAAGACCCGAUACUUUACUCUCUCCGGCAGCCAGAUAACUUACAGCAAAAAGAAAAGAAACGUUACCAGUGCGAGAAAUACAGAGUGUGAAAGCUGUUCGCAAAGGCAUUCGUGAUAUUCCUAAGGCGUUUGAAAUCUUCACAACAGACCAGAACUAUGUGUUUAAGGCAAAAGGCCAACAAAACAUUGAGCCCUGGGUACAGUGCAUCCAUCUAGCUGUGCCCAAGGCUCAGAAUGAUGGAGAGUGUACUGUUGUGGAAAACGUCACCAUAACCAUUCCAACCAGACCUCGAUCUGCUGUACGCGAUACAAAGUUAUAGCAUUUGUAACACAGUGCACACGCUGUGAUAGACAGUGAUAUUAAGAUCUUCAGAACUUUAGAUGUAGAAUUGCUGUAAUUAUAACAAAGUGUACAUAUCUGAAUGAAUAAAAAUGUUAGCAUUUUGACAAAGUGCAUAUACUGUGAUACAAAAAUUUGUAGUUUGUAACCAAGUACAAACAUUAUUGAUGAAAGAUGGUGGACCAUUUGUGUCCACUUUCCAUUUUUUGGUGUCUUAACUGCUGGUGUAUUGUUUUGAAAGUGAAUUUUAUAAUGGUGAUAUGGCCAUGCAUUUAUUAAUGUUAAUAGGUAAGUCAGUAUUGUAUAUGUCCACAUUAAUGAACUGAUAAUUGCAUCUGAAAAAAAAAACCAUACAUGUAAAAAACCUUUUUUUCCAAAAAAUGGUAAUUACUUCAAAGCUGUAUUUUCUUAUUUCAACAAAACGUGGCGCUUAUGACGCAAAUGGAUUAUCAUAGUAAAAACCCAUUGUAAGUUAUUUUUAUGAAGACAAUUUAAAAUUAGUAUUAAUUGAUCAUGGUAGAAUGGAAACAUUGUUACACAUUUAUCAGAAAAGUGGUGUUUACAUGUAUAUAUGUGUUUUGUUAAAGUAUACAUUAUUUGUUUUAUUCCUAUUCGUUUAUAUACACAAUUAUCAAAUGUGUAAAUAAAAGCAUACAUUGAGGCAGUAAUAACAAUAUUGAUGCAAGUUUCAGUUUUGUUUAAUUUAUAAUAUUAAACAAAAGGCAAAUGUUAUCACCAGAAAACCACAAUAUGUUGACAUUCAUGUCAUGUUAAGAAAUGAAAAUAUUGAAUAUCCAAGUGCAUAAUGUUACAAUAAAAUCAUCUCCAGCAUUGUAUUACACCUACUUUCAUGAAACAUCAUUGAAAUGUUGGUUAGCAUGGGAAAUUAUGCAUCUGUUAUUUUUAUGAAUUUUCACUUCGUUUAAUAGGAGUUAGUGCCCUUUAAUUAGUAAAACAGUGUAUGAAGUACAUAUCUUGUGGAGAAUUAAGCUUCAACAGUAUUGUACCUUCACUCAUAAGACUUCAUAGGAAUGUUGGUCAUCACUUUUCGCUCUGUCUAACAAAAGUUAGUUCCCUUUAAUUAGUAAAACAGUGUAUGAAGUACAUAUCUUGUGUAGAAUCAGGCUCCAACAGUAUUGUAUCUACACUGAUAAGACUUCUUAGGAUUUUUGUCAUCACAGGCUGUUGCCUCCUCUGUCGCAUUUCGCUCUGUCUAACAAGAGUUGUGGCCAAUGUCUUUGUUAAGAAUUACACAUAUUGUUAUUGCUCUCAUCGGAUUGUUAUUGAACAUUGAAGAUGGUACACCUGUCAUUAUUUUCAAAUU
This is a messenger RNA of Mya arenaria, 2728 nucleotides long. Its product is annotated as protein melted-like. Gene Ontology annotation, molecular function: phosphatidylinositol-5-phosphate binding. The record is from RefSeq and is a predicted model, not a curated record. The coding region runs from base 1 to 1179 and encodes 392 amino acids. Gene Ontology annotation, biological process: regulation of signal transduction. Gene Ontology annotation, cellular component: plasma membrane. The transcript has 10 exons. Lineage: Eukaryota; Metazoa; Mollusca; Bivalvia; Myida; Myidae.